This is a messenger RNA of Megalobrama amblycephala (Wuchang bream), 3342 nucleotides long. RefSeq names its product nuclear envelope integral membrane protein 2 (gene nemp2). The record is from RefSeq and is a predicted model, not a curated record. NCBI's taxonomy places the organism in Eukaryota, Metazoa, Chordata, Actinopteri, Cypriniformes, Xenocyprididae. Gene Ontology annotation, cellular component: nuclear envelope.
UCCACUCUGAAACUGUUAGUCUGGUCUGGGUUACACGAAGCCCACCGAAUUUGAAACCGAAAACAUUAGCUUAGCUCAUGUUAGCUUAGCGGGCUAAUCAUUAACCUGCUGUGUCUGUCAAAUCCAUCCAUUUAACACAAUACUUCACAAAACAUGGGGAAGUUAGCUGCUUUUAUACCCGUUUUAACUCUAUUAUGUGCUUACUGGCAAAGCGCAGAGGGAAACAAAGGCUAUUCAUACACAGAUUGCACCUAUGUGAAAGGAGACAGUGCCCACGAGUAUUUUGGGGGUCGAUGCUUCUGUUACAGCUCUGGCACAGUAAUCAAAUGGAAGGACAUCUGGUCCACCUUCAAGGUAAACGUGACAAGUGAUGAGGAUGUCUUUGUCGUGUUCCCGAUGGAGACUCGAAAUUGCCAACAUCCGGAUGAUAUUCUCACGGUUACUAACUGCUUUGUUGAACACUAUUGGCCAUCCAUAAUCCAAAGAGAGAAGUCUUUGGACAUUCCUAUGGUUGAUGAAGAUGUCUGCUUCAUGACCAAAUCGCCUAGAAGCAAUACUGAGUACACACUACACGUCUCCAACAAAAGGUUAAAUAGAAUGCGCUUCCUGCUUUUUGUGUGUGGGUUGAUACUGUUUUUUAGAGCAGGAAACAUAUGCAGGAGCUCACUGUUUUUCUACACUGCCGGAGUUUCAUUGGGAGUCAUCGCCACAUUUGUCUUCCUGACACUUCUCCUCCGAAACUUCAUACCAAAGCGAGGGCUGUUCCUGGUGCUGUUGGGCGCUGGCUCCGGUCUGUCCUACAUGGGGAUCCAGAGGGUGUUAAAUGAAUGGGAUGACAUCGUGACUGAGCACUGGAUGGAAUUACUGGUAUAUGUGCUCAUAUCGGGCUUAUUUAGUUUUGCUGUAUGCUAUAAACAUGGCCCCAUCACCAACAAACACAGCCUCAACUUUAUGACCUGGUGUAUGCAAAUAGUAGGCAUGGUGUUGCUUUACUAUGGGAUUACAUUCCCCCCUGCCUGCUACAUACUGAUCGCUGUCCUGUUGUGCUCAAAGAUUCUGCCCUUGAUCUGGAGCCUUCUAAUGUGGAUUUGCAGUCUCUUCUACUCAUUCCUGAGCUUGUUCCGGAGGAAGAAACGGCACGCUGUCAGGCUACUGACUGAGGAUGAGUACAGAGAGCAGGGAGAGAUCCACACCAGAGCCUCCCUGGAUGAACUACGGGAGCACUGUAACAAGCCUGGCUUUCCUGCAUGGGACACCGUGUUGAAGCUCAGAUCACCACAAAAGUUUGCUGAAUUUCUGCGCAGUGGCAGCCACAUCACUCAAGAGGAGCUUCAGAGUCAUGAGAAUCAGUACGGGGUUGGUGGGGCGUACUACGAGAACGUGCUCUUUAACAGCAGCUCCAGCGAAACCCAGUCUCAGAGAGGAGAGGCAGAGGACAGUAGCGAGGAUGAACUGGUGAGAAAUGGUCCUGCAACAGUAAAUAACCUCCCGCCUGCUGUAUACACCCCAGUUGUGUACACCCCAGUUGUGUGCCCGUAUCCCCCUGUCACCUACACCCCUCAGCCAGAACCCAUGGAUCCAGAAGACCAGGAUUUCUUUUGAAAUUGUGCCACUAUAUGUAGGAAGUGAUUUUUAUGUAAACUUUAAAAAGACUUUUUGAAUUGCGCAAUAUCGUUAGGAAGGAUUGACUCUAAGGAAAAUUAGUAGGUCCAUAAGGAUUGUAAAAUAAUCAUUCUCUCUCAAUUGUGUGUUUAAAUGAUCUCUUUUAGGCAGCGUGGGCUGUUACUAUAUAUUUUUUUAGCAGUUUGUAUUCUCAUACCCAAGUGAUGCAGAGCUGGGAAUAACACUUUAUUGUACAUACAGUAUGUUAAUAGCAUGUGUAAAUAGAUGGUGACUGUGCUACUCUCAGGUAUAUUAUAAAAUCAUCAGGACAUCUUUGCAGUCGACUGCUCAAGAGAAUGACUCAACACACACAGUACAACAGAAGUGUAUUUUAAGGAAAUAGAGCCCUCUAGUGUUGGUUGAAGAAACAUCACCAAAAAUGCUAAUUCUGUCAUUAUUUACUCACCACCCUCAUGUUGAUUCAAAGCUAUGUCAUUCUGUCUUCUGUGGAAAUCAAAAGAGGAUGUUUAGCAGAAGUUGCUCUUGAUCAUAUAUUUAAACUAAUGAAGGAUAUAUGGUUUUCAAAAGCUCUUAAACCAACAACAAAGCAUUUGCGUUUUUUUGUGCGCUCUAUUCCAAGUCUUUUGAAGUCAAUAUUAUAGAGUACCGUAGUCAUACUAUAGCAGAACGGUUUAUUAUUGAAUAAUAACUUACAUUUUUAUCUAUUACAUACACAAAGCUACCACAGGGGCCGUUCAAACAGAAUGUGUUUUUGCAUUUCACUACACUACCUUUUCAUUGUUUUUCUUUCUAAUCAGAAAGCUAAACGGAUGUGCUUGACCAUUGUGCUUGAGUCUCACGUGUUUUGCAGCAUCACAUGUGACAUGGCGUUCUUAAAACGUUGCCCUCAAGUUCAACUUAUUCAUAACUUCAUUAUGGAGCCUUUCACUCAGAAUGUUUUGCACUGAUUUUCCAAUGUUUUUCUAUGUAAAUGUAACCCCUCCUGUUCGAACCGCCCACUCUAAUCGGGACUCAAACCCAGGUUGCUCUAACAAGGAGGCUAAAGACCGCAGUCUUUGGCAUCAGUCGCUAGAGUGCUUCUUGAUAUCAGGUGAAUGAGGUUUACAUGCACAGCUCUUGCCGGCAUACGUCCAUUACACUCAAAUUAUGUUCAGUGUGAAUGCCCCCCUAUGACUUCAAAAGACUAGGAAUAUAGUGCAUUAUGUGGACUAAUUUGGGUCUUUUUGCCAUUUUUUUUUUUUCCCUCACAAAAAAAAUGAAUACAGAUAUUAUAUUUCAAUGUUUCUGCGUUUGCUCAAUUCUUUUUGCGUUCUCAAAACAAACCUCACAAAAGUUCUUUGCAAGCAAAUGCAAAAAAUUUUUUUGGGGAAAGGAACUAGUUUUGAGAGCAAAUGCAAAAUUUCCCUGGUAGCACAAAACUUGCGAGAAGCGAGAGAAAGCAAAAAGCAUUGAAUAUAUAUAGUUAUACUAUAGUUUACUAUCACCAUUAGGGGCUCUGUAGAAUUUUCAUUUUUGGGUGACCCAUACUUUUAAAAUGAAUCAACUCAAAGUUGAUGGUCUGCAUCUAUCCGUAUGGAUUUACAUAUCUACAAUACAUCCUGCCAUUUCAUAUUCUUUACUUUUUAUGGAUCUUUUUUUUCAGAAGAAUGAAUGUAUACGUUUUUACAGCCUUUUAUAUUACAAUCUUAUUUAAUUAAAGACAAAUGGCUAAAUUCUCAA